UACACAGAGCAGUAAUUUGUGAUUCACGGAUUUCACUGCACUUUGCUCGGAAGGUAGAGGAGUAUCAAUUCUUCUGAAACGAAAGUAAUUCCUUGCAUAUUGUAGCUGUUGUAGGUAAUUAUUAUUCAGGCAGCAGACUCACUGACAGUACACCUACUUCUUGCAUAUUCUGCUUUGUGUUGGUGAUUGCUGCUGUUUCACUGAAGAAAACAACACGGACACUGAACCAGAACCAUGGCAACUGCAGAUCCACAGCUUUCUGAGAUGAUUGAAGAAGAGUUUCUAAAGUGCAAGAUCUGCUUUGAGCUGUACAAGACUCCUCGGAUCCUGCCCUGCCUGCACUCCUACUGCGAGCAGUGUCUGGCGAAGAUGUUGGAGAAAGGGCAAGGCACUAUCUGCUGCCCUGAGUGCCGAACAAAGACAUACGUUCAGGGCAACGUCAGUAAUAUCAAAACCAACUUCUACAUAAAAGGUCUUCUGGACCUGUUUGAGUCCAAGAGGAACAAGGAUGCGGUCUGCUCUGUGUGCCAGUCCUGUUCAGACACAUUUAUUCAGCUGCCCACUUUAGUUCGCUCAUUUGACACAGAAGAUAUGGAAGAUGAAUUUGACCAAAACAUAACAGGCAUUGCAAGCUUUGAAAAUGGGGAUAUUGUCAUUGCUGAUGAGAGUAACUCAAUUGUAAAGGAAUUUAGGCAAAAUGGGAAGACAGUAGGUGACACUUCUGUGUCAGAGGAAUGCUGCCCUUGCAGUGUCACUGUCUGUGGGGAUACAGUUUAUUUUUCUUCAACAACAAAGCUUUAUAAGAUCACCGGAGACAGCGAUAUAAUUCAAAUAAACAAUUUGCGUGGGUCACAGACCAGUUAUCCGAUUGCCUCAUACAAGGGCAAGUACAUAGCCGUGAGCGAAGGGGCAGCAUGCACCUUGUCUCUAUAUGAUCCCAAAGGCUCCCUUGUGGAUAGAGUUAAGCCUCAUGGUUACCAUGGUGGGAAGUUCAUGUUUCUGGCAGUCAACAGUAGAGAAGAGUUUAUUGUUACAGACAGUGCCAAGAAAUGUAUAGUGCUUUUUACAAAGACUGGAGAGAUCAUCAAUGUGUGUUCGUCUGCAGGUUCUGGUAAAUUUGUCCCAUUCAGUGUCUGUGUUGAUCACAGAGACAAUAUCUAUGCAGUAGAAAGUGGGAGGAUCAUUCAGCUUUCACCCAAGGGGGAGUUUCAGAGAGUGUUUGUUGACUUUAAAGAUGAGACAUUCAGGCCAAAGCUUAUAACUGCAGAUGCCUUUGGACACCUCAUUGUGACUGAUAAGGAGGGGUCUAUAAGGCUUUAUAAAAUUAAAACCUUUUCCAUCAGGAUGAUUGAAUAGACAAAGCAAAUCAGAAUCCCUUUAAAGACUUCAUUAACCAACACAAUUAAUUGAAUAAUUUAUAAUCCCAAUAAGAAAAAAAAAACUGUUAUAAAGCUGUAUUUAAAUGCCUGUAUAAGGUAAUAAUUAAAAAAAGAUUUAAAUAUUGCUGUACUUUAAUCUUUAACUGAAUAGGCAUUUUCUCACUGAUCAAGGACCUCGCCCUGUAAACAGGAGGGGUCUCCAUUUUGUUAAUUCAUUCCAUUCCUGCUGAUGCUUCAGGUAUGUCUCAGGUAUCACGUAAUGUUUUAAAAGUUAUUGAAGUGGUUGGGAAUUUACAUGAUAUUGCUAAAAUGAUACUGUGAUUAUGAUAAUGGGAAUAUUGAGUUGUAUAAUUACUCUGAGAUGAUGAUGAUGAUUAUUAUGAUUAUUAUUAUUAUUAUUAUUAUUAUUAUUAUUAUUAUUAUUAUUAUUAAUUUCGAGCUGAAGUCUAGUUUAAAACGGAGAGCUGCACUGCAAUUGUUAAUGAAAGUUUAAGAUACAGUUUUAAAGUUUUGUGAAGUGGAGAUCAUUUUGCAUAUCUAGCGUUUUAUUUUAUUUAGUUUUAAAUGUAAAAAAUAAAAUACUGUUUGUCUGUAUGUUUUGGAAAAUUAGAAAAAAUGUAAUUCAAGUGCAUUUCAUUUAAACUAUGUCUGUGUAAGCUAGCUGAGCUGAAACUGCAGGUGCAUACAUUUACAAUGUAGCUAUUUGGGGGGGGGGCCCACAUCAGGAUAUAGUGCUUGCACUACGGUCUGUUAAAUGUGACUAACAGGAUUCCUAUCUGAUUUUCUUUCCUGAUGUUUCUGUGGUCAUACUACAUGAUUUAUAUUUACCAAAAAUAUUCUCAAUUAUAUUGUAAAUGUUGUGAUUUGAAUGAAUGUACAACAAAUGUGAUGUUUUGUUAAUUCAUUCUAUUCCUGCUCAUUGUCUGAACUGCUUCAUGCAAAUAAAUCUGAGUCCACUUCACAUUGGUGAUCAAUGUAGUUAUUUCUCUUA
Molecule: messenger RNA, 2370 nt
Organism: Acipenser ruthenus (sterlet)
Lineage: Eukaryota; Metazoa; Chordata; Actinopteri; Acipenseriformes; Acipenseridae
Product: E3 ubiquitin-protein ligase TRIM56-like
Exons: 2
Coding region: 235-1356 (373 amino acids)
Biological process (GO): positive regulation of DNA-templated transcription
Cellular component (GO): nucleoplasm; chromatin
Molecular function (GO): ubiquitin-protein transferase activity
Source: RefSeq, a predicted model, not a curated record